Messenger RNA from Gorilla gorilla gorilla (western lowland gorilla), 3452 nucleotides. RefSeq names its product PITH domain containing 1 (gene PITHD1). Gene Ontology annotation, cellular component: nucleus. NCBI's taxonomy places the organism in Eukaryota, Metazoa, Chordata, Mammalia, Primates, Hominidae. The transcript is spliced from 6 exons. The record is from RefSeq and is a predicted model, not a curated record. The coding region runs from base 1973 to 2608 and encodes 211 amino acids.
UUGUUUUUAUUUUUUUGAGACAGUCUUGCUCUGACACCCAGGUUGGAGUGCAGCGGCAUGAUAACAGCUCACUACAGCCUCACCCUCCCAGGCUCAGGAGAUCCUUCCACUUCAGCCUCCCAAAUAGCUGGGACCACAGGCAUGAGCCACCAUGCUGGGCUAAUAUUUUUAAUUAUUUUUGUAAAGAUGGGGUCUCCCUAUGUUGCCCAGGCUAGUCUCAAACUCCUAGGCUCAAGUGAUCCUCCCACCUUGGCCUCCCAAAAGUGCUGAGAUUACAGGCAUGAGGCACUGCAUGUGGCCCAGAAAAUAUUUCUGAAUGGAACUUGAAAAAAUGGAUAUUUUGGUCUAUACUUCACCAGCCCCACUGAGCACUCCAGAGCCAGAUGUGAAGGGAAGAGGGUAGCCAGGGUAUCCCAUAACUCUCUUUCUGUAUCCUGUCUUUUCCCCACCAGGGAGUAGGAAAACAUUCUAUCCUGAAAACAAGAUUAUUUCACCUCUAAACAGUGGCUUUUAAUUAUUUUGAUCUCAACCCACAAUAUGAAAAACACAUCAUAUUGUGUCUGAAUACAAACUCAAAACUGAAACAAAAGUUUCAUCAAUUGAGACUUGAAAUGUGUGAUACAUCCUGGUGUUUUUUUUUUGUAUUCUAUUUUUUUUUUUUAAUGUUGAUCACAAUUCUCUAUAAACGGAUUUUAAAACCUACUGACAGGCCACAACCAGCUGUUUGAAAAAAAGUACUCUGAAAUAUCACAUGGGGGAGGAAAUGCAGAGAUCAUCUAGUCCAAUCCCUUCACUUCACAGGGGGUAAACUGAGUCUCAGAAGAUCAAGUCACUUGCCCAAGGCCACGCAGCUAGUAAGUGGCUGUCGUUGGAUUUGACCGUAAUAACCAUCGGCUACUGAAUGCCCAUCAUGUGUCAGCCAUUUGCUGAGUUUUUUCUUUUUUUUUCUUUUUGAUACGGAGUCUUGCUCUGUCGCCAGGCUGGAGUGCAGUAGCGCGAUGUCGGCUCACUGCAACCUCUGCCUCCCGGGUUCAAGCGAUUCUCCUGCUUCAGCCUCCCGAGUAGCUGGGACUACAGGCUCGCGCCACCACGCCUAGCUAAUUUUUGUAUUUUUAGUAGAGACGGGGUUUCAUCAUGUUGGCUAGGAUGGUCUCGAUCUUUUGACCUCGUGAUCCGCCCGCCUCGGCCUCCCAAAGUGCUGGGAUUACAGGCGUGAGCCACCGCGCCCGGCCUGCUGAGUUCUUUAAUUGCAUUAUUUCAUUUAAUACUCACUGUGAUCCUAUGAAACAGAUACUAUUCUUUCCACCUUACAGACGGGGAAACGGAGUCUCAGAAUAGGGGAAAUGACUUAAGGUGUCACAAUGGCCAGUAGCAGACACAGGAGUAGUCUUUAGGUCUGGCCGUGCACAAAGCCCCGUGCUCUCAAGCUGUAACCCCGCUAUCAAGAAAGUGGUUAUGCAAGUGGGCCUGUGAGCUCUCAACGUCUAAGCCGUGCGCAUGUGAGACAGCGAUAAGCUCGCGUUCUCCAGUCUCCAGGGCCUUAUCAUUCCUCACGCUUUCCUUCAUCAGCUCGCAAAGAAACGUGGCGAUCAAGGAAGAGAGCACAGGCUCCAGCCUCGUCGGGGGAGGAGAAUUCGAAUCUCAGCCUGUGAGUUUACUCAGCACACCGGUUUAAUCUCUUGGUCCUUCAGUUUCCACACCUAGGAAGCUGGGACAGCAGCAGCACCCAGCGCCAGGACUGGAGUCAACAGGAACUCUGGCACCUGGGAGGCGCGCGUCCUACGUCAGUUCCGCUCGACCCCACCCCCGCCUUCUCCCCACGCGCAUGCGCCGCGCAGCGGCGCCUUUUACGACGCGGCAGGCGCGGCGCGCUUGGCUGCCGCAGGUGAACGGCGCGGAGCUGGUCUGAGGCGAGGCGAGCCGAGCGAGCGCGGCUGUGGGGCCGAGAGGACGCGCAGGUGGCGGCGUCGCCAUGUCGCACGGUCACAGCCACGGCGGGGGCGGCUGCCGCUGCGCCGCCGAACGGGAGGAGCCGCCCGAGCAGCGCGGCCUGGCCUAUGGCCUGUACCUGCGCAUCGACCUGGAGCGGCUGCAGUGCCUUAACGAGAGCCGCGAGGGCAGCGGCCGCGGCGUCUUCAAGCCGUGGGAGGAGCGGACCGACCGCUCCAAGUUUGUUGAAAGUGAUGCAGAUGAAGAGCUUCUGUUUAAUAUUCCAUUUACGGGCAAUGUCAAGCUCAAAGGCAUCAUUAUAAUGGGAGAGGAUGAUGACUCACACCCCUCUGAGAUGAGACUGUACAAGAAUAUUCCACAGAUGUCCUUUGAUGAUACAGAAAGGGAGCCAGAUCAGACCUUUAGUCUGAACCGGGAUCUUACAGGAGAAUUAGAGUAUGCUACAAAAAUUUCUCGUUUUUCAAAUGUCUAUCAUCUCUCAAUUCAUAUUUCAAAAAACUUCGGAGCAGAUACGACAAAGGUCUUUUAUAUUGGCCUGAGAGGAGAGUGGACUGAGCUUCGCCGACACGAGGUGACCAUCUGCAAUUACGAAGCAUCUGCCAACCCAGCAGACCAUAGGGUCCAUCAGGUUACCCCACAGACACACUUUAUUUCCUAAGGGCUGGCCAAGGCUCCCAUAGAGGCGCUGUGUCAGUGAAGAUGUACGACUACCUGUUGGGAAGGACAAAGGGAUGAGGCUCCAGAGAGAGUUGGCUGCCACAGCCUCUGCCAAGCUUUGUCUUUGGGGCUUGCUGCAGAAACCUGGCCUACGGAAGAUACGACACCACUGGGAGGGUUGUGUAGGUGCCAGGGGACCAUCGUGGUUCUCUAGAGCGCUGCGGAAAUUGGGUCUUGGGCUGGGUGGCAUCUGGCAGUCAUGGAUAACGCUUGCUUUUCCAGUUAAUGUGGCCAUGUGAUUCCAAGUGUCAUGUUGCUUUGUGGCAGGAUUGUUGUGUGACUUGUUUUUUUUUUUUUUUAAAGGAAACUAUUUGUGGGCUAUAGGAAACUUUCUGACGCCUCAGGAUUGUGUUAGUAGUAGCCAUCAGGAGGGUCUCCAACUAAAACACUUGUUCCUGCUUGCUCCUUGCCCCUCUCAUUGUUCAGCAUUCUUGUCAAGUUGCCCAGCUUGGAGUUGUCUGUCACGCACAUGUGUCCUGUGGUUAUAGCUAGAAGGACAGGAGUCUCUUGCUGUUGCGUGAUAGCUUAAGCUUGGGGAGAAGAUCUUUUCCACUGCCUAGCUAAGCAGUCUGGGGAGAGCAUGGGGAUCAUUUCUAUGUGUGUGGGUAAUCUGGUCAGUAAGAUUGAGACUUAGUUAAGAUUCCCCUUGGAAAUUCCUUAAUGUUUAUUAGCUUCUAACUAGUGUUGUAAGUCCGAUGCCAGAAUUUGGAGAUUUGAGUUCUUCUUUUCAUGGCUUUUAUUCACUGUGACUAAUAAGCUUCCUAAUAAAUCCUUGCCAGACUUAA